This is a messenger RNA of Lemur catta (Ring-tailed lemur), 789 nucleotides long. It is a transcript of the gene NEUROG2, whose product is annotated as neurogenin 2. The coding region runs from base 1 to 789 and encodes 262 amino acids. NCBI's taxonomy places the organism in Eukaryota, Metazoa, Chordata, Mammalia, Primates, Lemuridae. The record is from RefSeq and is a predicted model, not a curated record. Gene Ontology annotation, molecular function: protein dimerization activity. The transcript has a single exon.
AUGUUCGUCCGAUCGGAGACCCUGGAGCUGAAGGAGGACGGGGACAUGCUGGUGGUGCUCGGCUCGGCCUCCCCGGCCUCGGCGGCGCUGACCCCGCUGUCGUCCAGCGGCGACGAGGACGAGGACGAGGAGCCGGGCGCGCGGGGCGGCCCGGUGGCGGCGGCGGGGACGGCGGGGACGGGGGGCUGCCGGCCUGCGCGGCUGCUGGGGCCGGUGCACGGGUGCAAGCGGCGCCCCUCCCGGGCGCGGGCGGUGUCCCGCGUCGCCAAGACGGCGGAGACGGUGCAGCGCAUCAAGAAGACGCGCAGGCUCAAGGCCAACAACCGCGAGCGCCACCGCAUGCACAACCUGAACGCGGCGCUGGACGCGCUGCGCGAGGUGCUGCCCACCUUCCCCGAGGACGCCAAGCUCACCAAGAUCGAGACCCUGCGCUUCGCGCACAACUACAUCUGGGCGCUCACCGAGACGCUGCGCCUGGCCGAGCACUGCGGCGGUGGCGGCGGUGGCCUGCCGGGGACCCUGUUCCCCGACGCGGCGCUGCUGAGCCCGGGGACCGCGGGCGCCGCCCCGAGCAGCGGCGGGGACAGCCCGUCGGCCGCCUCCACGUGGAGCUGCAGCGACAGUCCCGCGCCGUUCUCCUCCGCGUCCCCCAGCUCCACCUCCCCGUACAGCUGCGCCCUGUCGCCCGCCAGCCCCGCGGGCUCGGACCCGGACUACUGGCAGCCCCCGCCGCGCGACAAGCACCGCUACGCGCCGCGCCUCCCCGGAGCCGCCAGGGACUGCGUCUAG